This is a messenger RNA of Austrofundulus limnaeus, 2260 nucleotides long. RefSeq lists its product as uncharacterized. The record is from RefSeq and is a predicted model, not a curated record. Lineage: Eukaryota; Metazoa; Chordata; Actinopteri; Cyprinodontiformes; Rivulidae.
CCUGGUGACCACAUCCUGGUGAGGAACCUCAGACGGGCGAAUUGGAAGUCCGAGCACUGGAUUGGUCCGUUCCAGAUUCUACUGGUUACCCGGACGGCCGUGAAGAUCGCGGAGCAUGCGACUUGGAUCCACAUCUCCCACUGCAGGAAGGUCCUGCAUCCCCCCAGAGUAGCACCGGACGGCACUACUCCUACAUCCGAGCACGAGGCCACUGCUCCGACCUCGGCUCCUGUUUUGUGAUCGGCUGAUCACAUAUCCUUUGAAGUGAAAAUUGCACCUGAGCCUAGAAAAAUGGCUGGGUGCAUUGUUGCUAGACUAUUUCUUAUGCUCUUUUUCACCCCAUUCACCUGUGGGCGUGUCCCAGAACUGAUUAAUCAAGACGCCCCCCACCCACCUGUUUUGAGAGCUCAUUCCACCUGGAUCGAUUACUGUACACAUGGGCCCAACAUCUCUGUGACAGCUGGCACCACUAGCACUGUCGUUUUGAACCCAUGUGAUUAUUUUUACUGUUCGGACAUUACUGUUAUGAUAUGGGCCGAAAUGUAUGUCUGUUACAGCGUUCCUGAUGUGUGCCCCACCUGCAGCUCCUGGUCAGAGGCUCUUUGGACAAYGGGUUACUCUGACUGGGGAUACACACUUACGGAUGAUGUCUCUGACAUCAAGAACAGGAUCAAAAUCUGGAAAGUAAACAACACUUCUCCAGCUAUCAUGUUUCACGUUGCAAAUGCUGUUCAAUCUGACACUGGGUUUUAUACCAUUUGUGCUUACAUAACUGGCUACGAUGUUUGUGCACCUUUCUGGCUUUCUGUCCGUGUCCCACAUGUUAUCACCAAGUUAUCUCCUGUUUUCAAGUCCUUAGAUGCUGGGUUUCCUGGGGGUGCUGUCCAUUACCCCCCUGUUUUUGCUGGUGUGGCGUCCAAGGGUCAAGCUGGAAAUUUUUGGUGGAACACGGUCAGGUCUAUUCUUCAAAGUGCUGGCUUAAACACUUCCUGCUAUGCCUGUACAUUGUUUCCACAUGAUGCAAGCAUGUUUCUUCCUGUUAGGCCUCGCCCUUUGAACUCUACUGAUUUCUURUGUGCUUUGAUGGUGCUGACCCCUCCUUUCUUAAAGGGGGCCAACGGCUGGGCUUAUGCUAGAACAGAUCUUCCAGCAYCUUGUGAACACAUGUCUCGUGUUGCAAUCMGAGCCACAGAAAGCAGUGCAUUACGCACUGAUGACUUUUCUUUAUUUGAACCAGUGGGCACUGUUCAUCCCUCAUACAGUUCUAUGUCUCAUCCCUUUUGUGUUCACAGAGCCCGGAGCCCUGAUAAACUUUUCCUUGGCGAGACAGUAGGCUGUCUUCAAAUUGUUGACAGUACCGGGGAGAUAGGAAAUCUCCCAGGUACACAAAUUCCGCCCCCUUUUAACGUCUCUCCCUGCAUUGUUCGCCGUGUGCCUUCUAGGAUUAAAUCACACACACUCUCUUCAUCUUUUGCCAUUCAGGCCUAUCUUCUUGCCUGGCCUGAUGACCUGGGAGCAGGAUGUCCHCAGGAUUAUGUCUGGUUGUGUGGUGUUCAUUAUUUCCAAGUUAUCCCGCCAAAUUGGUCAGGUACUUGCACAUUAGUUGACCUGGUUCCUGUGAUCACUGUGAUAGAUCAGCUUGUUUACACCACMCAUCACUAUCCUCAGUUUGUGCAUUCUUCUUAUGGCAAUCAUAGGUCAAAGAGAUCUGCAUUUGUUUCCACAUGUGACAAGUUAGUGGGUGGUAUUUUUCCUUGGUGGGGAACGGUUCAUCUGGCUUAUAGGUUGGAUUCUUUGCACACUCGACUGGAGAACUUAACUGCUUUUGUUGAGGAAGGCUUUUCUGCUUUAUCUCCCUUCCUAGUAGCAUCGAGAAAUAUGCUGCUCCAGCACCACCUAGCUUUGGAUCUGUUAUUAGCCUCUCAGGGUGGUCUCUGUCAUGUGAUAGGUCCGUCUUGUUGUUCCUAUCUCCCAGAUGUCUCUGGAAACAUUUCUAUGUCUAUUAAUCAUCUUAACAAUCUGCUCUCGGAGAUGAAAGCUGAAGAAACUGUCUCCAUUGCAUUUGAACUGAUUUCAGCAUAUUUGAAUUUAUUCUUAUCCUAGAUUUUGUGGUUUUGAUUUUUUGAUUUUGGAUUUUUAAUGGUUGUGGGUGGAAUAAAAUCUUCCUGAAUGGGGUGGAUAGUCAUUACAACUGAUUGUAAUACAUUUAUUUCUUCAAUUAUUCUCAGGUUCAUUAAAGGUGGUGACCUCUAUUUUUAAA